Molecule: messenger RNA, 1094 nt
Organism: Pyrus x bretschneideri (Chinese white pear)
Lineage: Eukaryota; Viridiplantae; Streptophyta; Magnoliopsida; Rosales; Rosaceae
Product: myb-related protein 315
Source: RefSeq, a predicted model, not a curated record
CUGAAAUGAUUUUCUCCAAUUCAAUCAUUUAUCUCCCCUCUCAAACAACAACGUUCUGAUUUUUUAAUGACGGAAUGAACUGGCAAAGCAUCUUUGCUUGGAUUAUAAGGCUCCCCUUUUAAGCUAGCCCUCCCACUUUACUGUCCACUUAGGAAUUCAGGCUCUCUCACUUUUGCAGCUCGGUUGAGUUUUCUUUUUCUUCGAGGUUCCUCGACAAUACUAGGGAAAUCGAGUUUGUGACAAUGGGAAGGCAACCUUGUUGUGACAAGGUCGGAUUGAAACGAGGACCGUGGACGAUCGAGGAAGAUCACAAGCUCAUGAAUUUUAUUCUCAACAAUGGUAUCCAUUGCUGGAGAAUGGUACCUAAACUUGCAGGGUUGCUGAGAUGUGGGAAAAGCUGUAGAUUAAGAUGGAUCAAUUAUCUAAGGCCGGACCUUAAGCGAGGUGGUUUUACUGAAGCUGAAGAGAAUCAAAUGAUUCAACUCCAUUCAUGUCUUGGUAACAGGUGGUCUAAGAUUGCUUCACAUUUUCCUGGCCGGACAGAUAACGAAAUCAAAAACCACUGGAAUACCAGAAUCAAGAAGAGGUUGAAGCACCUUGGCGUAGACCCUUUGACCCACAAACCAAUUGAGGAAAAAGAAAAUGUUGAAGAAAAUAAAGAGACAAUUACUCAACACUCAAACAUUACUUCUUCAUCAUCAGAAGAAGGACUAGAAGAGUCACGAGGCACUGGCUUGGAGGCUAAGCUACUGGAAGAUAGUAAUGGAAACAAAGGGUUUCCAGAAUCCGAUGAGAAAUCGAGAAAUGAGGUUCAGUUAACCACGUUGGAUGACGCGAAUGAUAUUGAAAACUAUGAAGUUUUUUGUGGAAGCUUGGAUUUGGGAACAUUGAUGUUGAACCAAGGAUUUCCCAACACCAGCAGCAUGUCUAAUUCGUAUAGUACCUCGUUUUCGGUGGAAAAUUCUAACAACGCUUCUAUUUCGAUAGGGGAAACCAUGCAGGAAAAUUGUCUUCAACAGUGGGUUGAUAGUGUGGAUUCCAUGCUCUCAUGGGAUGGCUUCAAUACUUUCGGACAAGACCUUUUCUAUUUUUGA